This is a messenger RNA of Zalophus californianus (California sea lion), 3882 nucleotides long. RefSeq names its product ring finger protein 122 (gene RNF122). The record is from RefSeq and is a predicted model, not a curated record. Lineage: Eukaryota; Metazoa; Chordata; Mammalia; Carnivora; Otariidae. The transcript is spliced from 6 exons. The coding region runs from base 404 to 871 and encodes 155 amino acids.
GCCCGUGUCAGUUUCAGAGUCCUGGCUGUUCACCUUUGCGUCCGGGAUCCUGAGCCCAGCUUCCCGCUGAAGCGUUUUCCCUCCUCGGCGGGCGAACUGGGCGCCCCAACCCUAUUCUGCAGCGCCCUGCAUCUCCCCCAGCCUGGGGCCCCUUCCUGCAUUUCCUCUGUGGUGUACUGAUCCAGGGGACUUUCUGUCUGUUUUCUCCUUUUCCCUCUUUGUUGCUCUAAAACCAUUUAAGCCCAAACCCGCCGGUCCGGAGGGAGUUCGAUUUCUCCAGAAAGGCGGCUGCCGCGGGCUACACCGGCCCCUCCUGCGGACCCGAAAACCGGUGCGCCCACCCCGCCUGCCCUACCCGCCGCCUGCCUUCGUUCGCCGGAGGAAGCCAGCCUAGAGUUCAUUGAUGCACCCAUUCCAGUGGUGUAACGGGUGUUUCUGUGGCCUGGGACUGGUUAGUACCAACAAGUCCUGCUCCAUGCCACCCAUCAGUUUCCAGGACCUUCCUCUCAACAUCUACAUGGUCAUCUUUGGCACGGGCAUCUUCGUCUUCAUGCUCAGCCUCAUCUUCUGCUGCUAUUUUAUCAGCAAACUCCGGAACCAGGCACAGAGUGAACGAUAUGGCUAUAAGGAGGUGGUACUUAAAGGAGAUGCCAAGAAGUUGCAAUUAUAUGGGCAGACCUGCGCAGUCUGUCUGGAAGACUUCAAGGGGAAGGACGAGCUGGGUGUGCUCCCAUGCCAACAUGCCUUUCACCGGAAGUGUCUGGUGAAGUGGCUAGAAGUACGCUGUGUCUGCCCUAUGUGUAACAAGCCCAUUGCUGGGCCCUCGGAGGCCACUCAGAGCAUCGGGAUCCUAUUGGACGAGCUGGUGUGAGUGCUGCUUCUAUGCCAAGACCUGGAAAAGACCUCUUGCCUCAUGGGUGCCUGAUCCCUCUGCACAGCUACAGUGAACAAGGACUGUUGGGUGGUGAUUGACAUGCUUACCUGAAGGGGCAGGGAUGCAAGGCUAGUCUCCCAGCAUCAGGGUGAGACCAGUGUUGCCCCACCUUUUUGCCCCCUGAGGCCGCCUUCCCUGCUACUCAGAACUAAUGGCGUCACCCAUAAAGAACACUGUAUCCUGGUACUGGAUUGUCUGCCUGCCUGUCCCUGCUGGGGAAAGCCAUCCACCCUUAUCUGGCUGAGCGCUUGGAUUUCACCCCCUGAGGGUUCCCCUUAGGAGGACAGGCUGCCCUGACCUCAAAGAAGGGUUAAGAUGGGCCCUGCCCCACUUGUCACCUCCCUCCCCUCUUCACUCCUUGCUGAGGAAGGUGAGAAGGGGUGGAAGGAAUGAUCAAGGAACCAUCAAGGAACCAAGUGCCUCCGUUGGAAGUGAGAGAGGCUCUGUAGAAAGUCAGGAAGAGCAGGGGACACGGAAAAAAGGAAAGUCAAUGUUUACAUGGGGCCUGUGGAAAUAAAGGCUGGUGGGCAGGCCUGCUGACUACAGGGUAGUGGAGGGCAAAGGCCUUCCCCCUGCUAGGAUCUGUGGUGCUAUCUGUUCACUCUCUUCCUCGGUUAAUCUCAGAGCUUCCUAUGCCGUGUUGGGGUUUGAGUGCCCCUCGAGAGGAAGGGCUUGUUCUACACUCAAAUGAAUUCCCAGGGGCUUUUUCUAAAGGAGCAAAAGGGGCCUGGGGAUGGGGGUGUCUGUCUGAAGGUUAAUUAAGGUAGCAGCAGAUACCUCUUCCCCUUUGUAAAUAGUAUUUUUAUACUUCAUCCUCACCAUCUCAGGCUUUAUACAUGGAACCCCUGAAUGGAUGGGGUGGGGUUUUCUCUCCCCCACCUGGAGUAGGUGAGGGGUGGGGCAAAGGUAUGUAUUUAAAGAAAAUUAAAUUUAAUAACAAAUUUCUCUUAACUUUUGCCUGUGGUUAUGGCCUGUGUCUCUUGGCCCUUUUCUGCCAGCAAAGGAAAAAAGUUCUCUUACUGCUGCUUCUCACUUCUCCAUACUCAAAACACAUGCCUAAAGGUUCCCAAAUCUUAAAAAGAAAAAUUGAUGUCAGGUUAUUACCUGAAUGCCAUAGGACUAACAUCCAGGUACUUUAAGGCCUGAUUAAAAUAUUCUAGAAAUGAGCUGAAUGAGCCUGGCUUCAAGAAAGGUGAUGUAUGCCACCAUGGUGUGUGAUAGAAUGCCAAGCUUAGUAAGACUUGAAAUUAAUAAAAUCCUACACGACAUUCAAGUAAUUGUGCUCUUACUACCACUCAAGGUCCAGGUUGCUACCACAGAGGCUCGAUCUCUUUCCCUUAUUAAACUUUUUUCUCACCUCCUUGCUGACAAUCAUGGAAACAUGUUACCCUCCUAUACCAACAUCUCUGAAGUGUUGCAUCAACAAAUUUAUGCCCCCGUGUGCGCUCAGAUCUUUUACCCAUGCCCUCCAUCUUUGCUCUCAGUGUCUCAAGGGCUAAUGGAUAUGCAAAAUGGACUGGGAGGGCUGAGAACAAUUUUCUUGGCCAUCAUGAGCACGGAGCAGGUGGGCUGUGGUUCCUCAGGGUGGCCAAUGGUCAUCCCAGGAAGCAAGCCCUGGGUACCGUGCACACUAGGAAUAUUGAGCAAAGUAGGGCAUAGUGGUGGGUCACAGAUGUGCGAGAGCUGCCCAUGGACCCAAAGGAGCCAGGCCUAAAGGGUGGGUGUGAUACCCUCUCACCCCUGCAGUGGUGUCAUGGAGGCUAUUGGCACAGCUGGUGCUCAUGCUUGACAGACCUGAGGUGUAGCUGGGGCAUCUGCCCAUCCUAGGGAAGUUACCAGCACCUGUCUUGGUGGGGUCCUUUGCCCGAGUACCUCCUCCACACUCUGAGGAAUAACUCCCGCUCCUUAAAGCCUCUGCCCUCUCCUUGCUGUUACCAACCCUAUAGAGUCUGGUCUUUUCUUCAUCAGGGGCCCCGCUUCUUCCUCUAGUCUGGCCAGCUUCAGUGCAGGGAAUAAAAUGCUUUUCCUAAGCAAAACCGCCCUCCCUCUAGCUCCUGCUGCAGCCUCAUGGUGGAUGCAUUUCUGGGAUGAGGGGGAAAGCAGGUUGGCUUCAAUAUUUACAUGCUCCUCCUUCACCAUCUCCCUUCCUCAUCAGCGUUGGCAUAUUCCGAUUAAAAUGUUGGCACUAAAGUGUCUUGUCUGCAGACUUGAAUAGCAUUGUCCUGAAGUCGAAAUGACAGGGUAAAAAUGCCUUGUAUUACUUGCAGUGCUUCAAUCCAGCUCGGUAGAACAGUGCACAGAGGUGAAAACUGUUUUUGUGAAUCAGAGAGGAAUGACAGUAACCAGUCACAAGGUAAAUAGUCACUGGUCCCAAAUACACUGUCAUUAGUGUGGUCGUGUUUCUAGGGCACCUGCCAAGCUGCCAGGUGCUGGAAGACAGGAUAGCCCUUGCCUUUGGAAAGGGUGUAAGCACGGUGUAUUUGGAGUGAGCAAGCUCAUGGGCCAGAAACUCUGAGCUCAACUGGUAUGGAAGUGACAGCAGGAGUCCUGUGGGGAGGUGAUACUGGAGCUGCGUCCUGAGGGAGUGACCUGGAUGAAAGCACUCCAAGCGUUAACCAGCCUGGUGGGUGUCAGAGUGCACACAAGUCAGAUGAAGCUCGGGUGGGGAAAGGCUGGGGGUGAGACAGUCCCGUGUGGGCCUGGAGCCUGGAACUUUAGGUUAGAGUGAGAAUCCCAAAGUUCCUUUAGAUGAGGCUUUUAAAAGAUCCGAGCACCAUUUGGAAGCUAAGACAAUGCUUUUCUUCUCUCUGCACAAAAUAUUCAGAGGCAGCUACAGUGUGUGUAACACUACUUCUAUUACUGAAGAAGAAUUUGCAUCCUGAUCACGGUGUUUCAAGGAGUUAAAAAAAAAAAAAGGGGCACCAGUCGGUAGAACAUGUGGCACUUGA